Messenger RNA from Zootoca vivipara (common lizard), 2305 nucleotides. RefSeq names its product thymocyte nuclear protein 1 (gene THYN1). The record is from RefSeq and is a predicted model, not a curated record. NCBI's taxonomy places the organism in Eukaryota, Metazoa, Chordata, Lepidosauria, Squamata, Lacertidae. Gene Ontology annotation, cellular component: nucleus.
GCAAAAUUAGUACAGUACUGUAUGUAUCUAACCUCCGAACUAAACAGGCAUUUAGCAGCGGAAGCGUUUCUGAUUUUUUUUUUGUUGUUGCAAUCAGGCGCGCCAAUUUAUAAAGCUGGAGAGACAGGAAGGACGCUAUUAAGAGGAAGGAAAGUUGAAGAGUCGCAUAUCUGUGCCCCCACAGCACCAAUUUUACAGAUUCUUCCUCCCUUCUAGGCAGCUGGAGAAAUGCCUCAAAAAGGGAAGAAAAGAGGCCGGGCAGCCUUGACAGCUCCAAAAGAACCUGCUUUUAAAGAGGCCAGGUCUGAGCUGCAGGGGGAGAGCAAGAGACCCAGAUUGCAGAGAGUCGAGAUGAAAAGCCUUGUAACCGGAAAUGUUGCUGAAACCUCCGAGGUAGAAGUCCGUGCUGAGCAGGACAGAAACAAGAGAGCUCACACCCAUUGGCUAAUGAAAUCUGAACCCGAGAGCAGGUUUGAGAAGGGUGUAGAUGUGAAGUUUGGCAUUGAAGAUUUAAAAGCUCAACCCAAUCAGACAGCAUGCUGGGACGGAGUCAGGAAUUACCAGGCACGGAAUUUCCUGAAGGAUAUGAAAACUGGCCAGGAAGCCUUCUUCUACCACAGCAACUGUAAAGAGCCAGGGAUUGCUGGCAUCAUCAAGAUAGUGAAGGAGGCGUAUCCUGAUCACACCCAGUUUGAAAAGAAAGAUCCUCACUACGAUGCUUCCAGCACCAAAGAGAAACCAAAAUGGUUCAUGGUGGACGUCCAGUUUAUGCGAAUGACCAAGCGGUUCAUCCCUCUGGCCGAGCUGAAACUUCACCACCAGGCGCACAAAGUCUCUGGAGGGCCCCUGAAAGAUGCGGCUCUCUUCACCAGGCAGAGGCUCUCGGUCCAGCCCCUGACAGAUGUUUGCAUUCAUUUUGAGCCUGGAAGAAGAAAAGCACUGAGAGAUGCACUGAAUUGCUACCGCUUUGGCGGAGCUGCUGCAAAAAACAACAACAACAACAAGAACAACCAGCCCAACCCAGUUUGCUCCUGAACAACGAUGUGCUGUUUUAACUGGUUGGAGAGGUGAACUGCGAAAAAUACCAAAGUCCGUUUAUAGCUGCAUUUGUUACCUGCGGCCUUCUGUUUUGUUUACUUUAAAUGACAUUUUUAAUAUAUGUGUGCCUAUUUUUACCUAGGAGCCCAACUUCGGCGGGGGAGGGCGGGAUAUAGUUUAUUUUUAAAAAAUUAACUCCCUGCCAUUUGGCCAUCACAAUAUGCAUACAAAAAUUCCAUAGUUGGUACAUAGUCGAGCGCUGAAAGCUAGUGCAGUCACUGGGUUGAGGAUCUGCACCUUAAAAGUAAAAAGGGGACGGGAUUCACCGCCAGCCAGCCACCUGUCCAAAUAAGGAGGACGUAACAGGUGUAGAACACAUGAGAUGUGGCUAGCAGAACCUCUGUUGCAGGGCAUGGGGCUGGGUAUGCACUGUGCCUUUAAGGCACAUUCUUUCCCUCAAAGCAUUCUGGGCACUGUAGUUUAAGGGUUGCUGGGAACUGUUGACUUUUGUGAGCUCUAAACUACAGCACCCAGAAUUCUUUGAGGGGAAAGAAUGGGCUUCAGCCGUGUUUUAAAGGUAAUACUGCCUCUGCACCGUUAGCUAAUCAGGUUGGUUCUUGUGUUCAGGAGGUGGAAGACAGAGAGGACUUUCUUUUGUGACUGCGCAACCUGGAGCUUAAUGACGGGCCUUUGAGUAGCACCUCUGUAGAUGACCUUUGGGCCAGCGAGCUUUUUGCAAGAAAACGACACUUCACUGUGCUAUUUUCAAAGGGCAGAACAAACGGCCAGACAUAUAAAGCACAGGUCACAUCCAGCUAACGUAAAGACUAGCAUUGGAUAGAACCCAGAGUUAAGUGUUACUGGAUUCCAAAGCACUGAGCUGCAACCCCAUAACAUCUGGAAUGCCUCUGAGUAUAUGCAGAGUACUUUUCUUUAUCCUCCCCCUAAUUACCUACAUCCCACAGGGAUGGGUGCAAGGCUGGAAAUGGAGACUCUCAGGAAACCUUGGAUUUACUCCCCCACCCCACUUUGGUGGUUUUUUUUAAUCGUUUUAGAUGAAUAGAAAUAUCACACGACCCAAGAAAAAUAGCUUGACGCUCAACCUUUGAAAGCCUAGAAUGGCUUCUUUUUUAAUUGGGAGAACAACCUCUCAUCAUUUAAAAAUACAACCAUUUAAAAGACAAUGAAUUAAGAAACAUGUAAACAAUGCAGAGGCUUAAAUUUACAAGUUGCCCAGCUUAAUUCAGUACCUGUGGAUUCCCCACCC